CGACUCACUGAUGAAGAAGCAGAGACGUCGUAGAUCUACCACUGAAAGAAGUUUGGCGUCUCCUGCACCUCCGUUUCUGCCUCCACAAAGAGAUGUGCGAUAUACAGAAUCACCACGAGGACACUCUCACUGUGGACCAGCUGGAACCAACAAAUGGAAUCCUCCUAGUCCUACAGCUACAGGAGAGCAAUACACUCUGAAAGUGACAAAUCUUUCACCAGAUGUAACUCAGGAGGAAAUGGAGCUUGUUUGUGGUAGCUAUUCAGAUUACCAAAGUCUUAAAGUUAACGAUGGGGGUUAUGCUUACGUCAAUUUUUUAUCGCAAAAAGGCGCCGAAAGAGCAAUGGAAUGUUUAAGAAAAGUGGAAUUUAAUGGGCAAUGCCCCACAGUCAAACUGCACAAAAAGCAACCCACAAUUCAAAGCCAGCCACAUUCUCAUUAUGGACAAACAAGUUCUAUCCCUCCUUAUCGGCCAUUCACAUCUCAUUCUCCUGCUCCCACCGUUUCUCUGCCACAAUUACAAGCACAGCAAGUAGAAACGACAACUCUUAAAGUAACACUUCAUGGUGGUCAUGACAUCACAGGUGAGGCCAUAGAGGAAUACUUUGGUCAGUUUGGUAAGGUAUGCGGAACUCCUGCCAUAAUACAAGGAAAACCUGACUACGCAUAUGUUAAUUUUAAGACAAGUCACGAAGCAAAGGCUGCCUGUAACCCAAGCAAAGUGCAGUUCGAUGGUAUAGUAAUGAUCAUCAAACUCAGUAACAAGGCACCAGCUUCAACAAGUUCAAAGCUGGUUACAUUUGAAGAUAACUCGCUCGUCAAUGUAAUUACUACGUGCAAGCUUCAUGAAUUGGAGGACCGACUGUCUAGUGCAGUGACUGCCAAAUCUUCAAAAGAUUCAAAAGGUGUGCGUAUUUCUGGUGACAAGGAUAAAGUAGACGAGGCCGAAAGUAUUGUGCGAUCAUACAUGAAGCAUCUUCAAGGUCAGAUUAUUUCAGAGUCAAUGUAUCUCCAUUGUCAAUUCAUACCAUUAUUAAAGGAUCCUCAAGUAUUUCAAACCAUAGAGCAACAACUGGGUGUAGAGUUUAAUGUAAUUCUGCCUAAUGGUUCUACUAAAUCUCUUGCUACCUUCUCCAACACUAUAUCCAGUUUGAUGUCUUCUGGUUCUUCUCCAUUUAAGAUUGAGAGUGUUUCUGAAUAUGUAUCUGACAUUGGUGCUGUCUCUUGGAAAUUUUUUGAUGAUCACGAGUUCACAUUUAUGAGUGCUGCCGAUUCUGCUGAAAUUGAAAAACGCUAUCAAAAGUAUCUUCGAUCGCAAACACCAAGUUCCUAUAUCAGAGGGGGGUGGAAGUACAGGUAUGAUUUUGAUAAGAUGGUUCAAGUAAACACCAUAACAAAUAAGCAACGCAUAAUCGAUUCAUUGUCGCUGUGUCUAUCCUGUCAUGGUUUAGAAAAAGAUGUUCGAGCUUCUACAGCCAGUUUGCAUGAGAAAUUAGAAGGAAUGAUUAUCAAGGAAACACUUGAAGGCUGCAGUGCCAAUAUUGCUAAGCCAAUCAUUAAAUUGGCAAGAUUAUUUUGCAUAAAAGUGGAUCCAUUAUUAGAUGAUAAGAUCCUUUUCUCUGGUGAUCGUGAUUAUAUAACAAAAGUAUCUCUUGCUUUGGAAAAGAAACGAUUGGAAGAAAAAGUGAAACAAGACAAACUUCCUAGACCUCUAGAAUGGGAGUCACAGACCAGUGAUAUUGAGCUAAAAAAUAUUACACCAAGUUCUUCCGAGUGGGUUAAGGUCAAGAGUGCUGUCAAGAAAACCAUGACGGAGGCAAAAAUUGUUCAAAUUGAGAGGAUACAAAACAAAUAUUUGUAUGAUAAAUAUGCCCUCUGCAAGAAAAGGAUGCACAAAAAGAAUAAUGGUCAAGUCAAUGAGAAAUGGUUAUUUCACGGAAGCAGAGGAGUUUCUCCGGAAAGAAUCUACAAAUCAGAGCACGGUUUUGAUUUUCGUUAUGGUGGUCAAGGCUUAUGGGGGAAAGGAGCGUACUUUGCAGUUAAUGCCAGCUACUCUGGGGGUUCCUAUGCUUUUAAUUCUCCCCAAGGUCGACAGAUAUUUUUAGCCUUUGUUUUAACUGGUGACAGUAAAGCAAUGGGAAGUGAUAAAUCGUUAGUCACUCCACCAAAGAAAGAGGAUGGCAGUGGAGAUUAUGACAGUGUAAAUGGUCUAUCUGGUUCUUCCCAAGUCUAUAUUGUAUAUGAUCAUGACAAAAGCUAUCCAGCUUAUCUUAUUACAUUUCAGUAGAUGUUUUGUAAUGAUACAUAUAAAUUAAC
Amphimedon queenslandica is the source of this 2316-nucleotide messenger RNA. RefSeq lists its product as uncharacterized. The transcript has a single exon. The coding region runs from base 11 to 2287 and encodes 758 amino acids. Lineage: Eukaryota; Metazoa; Porifera; Demospongiae; Haplosclerida; Niphatidae. The record is from RefSeq and is a predicted model, not a curated record. Gene Ontology annotation, molecular function: NAD+ poly-ADP-ribosyltransferase activity; RNA binding. Gene Ontology annotation, cellular component: nucleus.